Molecule: messenger RNA, 486 nt
Organism: Mucor mucedo
Lineage: Eukaryota; Fungi; Mucoromycota; Mucoromycetes; Mucorales; Mucoraceae
Exons: 4
Coding region: 1-486 (161 amino acids)
Source: RefSeq, a predicted model, not a curated record
AUGGGCAAGGCAAUUUAUAAGUAUGGGUUAAAAGUCAUUAAGGAACGAAAGAAAAGGUUAUGGAGGUAUUAUCCGGAGUUCCAAAAAGUAGAUUUAUUUGAAAAAAAAAACCCGAGAGCAAGUCCUGACGACAGUAAGCAAUUAGUUGCGUUUAGUAUAUUGAUCUUAAAAAACUUCAAACGCAAAGAAGUUUUAGCCGUUUUUGACCGCCCUAAAUUUUUGCUUCUCCCGAUGAAACACUACAAGAUCCGUAAACUUCGAGAGAAUGAUUUAAUAAUGCUUAGGUGUUACUAUGAGGAUCAUAUUCCAACAUGGAUCGAAUUACAGAUCUCAAAGCUAACCAAUAUGUUAGUAACGCAUCUCGUAACUUUGUAUUUAACAGUGGAUGUAUCGAUACAAAUUAGGACCGCGAGUAAAAUUGAUGAUGGUUCGACAACAGCCGGUGUUUUCAGACAGCAAUUCCCUCAACAAAUGAAACGAUCAUGA